CCUCAGCUUGCAUGCGGUCACUAUGAUCUCUCCUGGAUCACCGGUCCGGUUGAUUCCUAGAUCACGCCGGAAAUUUUCAAACGUGAUCGUCUCAUUCCUCGUCAUUCUUGCUGUGCUCUGGUUCUUGCCAUUUCAGCAGAGCAUUGCAAGCCAACCAGCAACAUGCGAAGACAUUCAAGACCCUUUGGACCCGAUCAAAAAUGAUACAUUAGGGUUUGAGAAAAUCUUUGCAAUCAGCUCCCCUAAACGGCUUGACAGACGCGAUGCGAUUGUACUUGGCUCAUCAGCCACAGGCUUCCAUGUCGAUUUCAUCGACGAGGUCGUGUAUGAGGAAGAGAGCGUCAAGGGAAACGGGCCCGCGAAGGACCUUGCCGACAUUGCAGCUUUCCGAUCACAUCUAAAUGCUGUGCAGAGGAUUGUCGCAGAUAGGCUUGCAAGUGCAUUGAUCAUCGAAGACCAUAUCGAUUGGGAUGUCAAUCUAAAGACACAACUCAAGGGAUUUGCGCUGGGCGCUCAGAAAAUCCAGAAGAGCAAUGCGUCUUAUUCCCCGUAUGGAGACAGUUGGGACCUUCUUUGGCUGGGCCACUGCGGCGUGAAAUGCAACACCUCGUCUCCGGUUCAAAUCAUGCCCCAUGACAUCACCGCAGUUUCUUCUCAGUCUCUUCCGCCAUACUCGUAUGAUGCGCCCGCCGGCACGGGCAACAACGUCAGAGUGACCUGCAAGAUGGAAGAGGCGGCAUGCAGUGGCGCCUACGCCCUCAGGUACCGCGCAUCCCAGAAAGUCCUCGCUACUUUGGCCUUGUCGACGGCCCCUCGGCCUGUAAAGUUCGAAGGGCUCCUCAGCCAACUCUGUCGCGAUGGCUCGCUCGAGUGUUACUCUUCAUACCCAUCAUUACUUGGAAGAUGGAACUGGACCAGCCGCGAAGCAGGUCCGUCUGAUAGCAUUCAGGAGACUGAUAGUCACGCAUCGCUUUCUAUGGGGGCCAUGUACAGUACUUUACAGAAUGUUAGGCGCCUGUUGGCUGGGGCAUCUCAAGUGCAAGCGACCGUUGAGGAUGCUUUAGUACCGGAGCUGAACCCUGACCUCUUCGAGGUACCAUAUGCUGUACUUAGAUGGACAGAUGAGAAGGGGGGACACGAGAGGCAUGUGUGA
Messenger RNA from Aspergillus ibericus CBS 121593, 1153 nucleotides. RefSeq lists its product as uncharacterized. The transcript is spliced from 4 exons. Bases 23 to 1153 code for a protein of 376 amino acids. NCBI's taxonomy places the organism in Eukaryota, Fungi, Ascomycota, Eurotiomycetes, Eurotiales, Aspergillaceae. The record is from RefSeq and is a predicted model, not a curated record.